AUGGAAACAAAAAUGGAAGAAUUAACUGGGAAAUUGAAAGCGCUAGACUUGGUGCUUGCCAAAUCGAAAGACACUGUGACCGCGCGUAAUAAAGACGCACUUAAACGAAGUGAACAGUCGAUCGCGAGAAAAAUCAGCGCACUUUACGUGUUGAAAGAGGAAAUUGAGGAGUUAAAAUUUAUCAAUAAGGACUCAGAGGAAAACGUACGUACUUGGGCUGACGAAGUUGAGUUAAAAUUGACCGCCGCUGAAUCGGCACUAAACGCAAUUCGAGUCGUGUUGAGUGAAAUAGAACAGGAGGAAAUCAGUGUGCAACGUGAAAAGGACGAGGAAAUACAACGUAUCUCUGUCGACGCGGAGACCAAGAAACAGCUGUCAAUUGAACAUGCGAAGUUAGAGCUGGAACGAGCUCAUAAAGAAGCAGAACGGAAGAGAGAUUUGGAACACGGGGAGCUGCUACGGAAGCAAACGAUGGAGUACCAAAAGACCGU
Molecule: messenger RNA, 491 nt
Organism: Paramuricea clavata
Lineage: Eukaryota; Metazoa; Cnidaria; Anthozoa; Malacalcyonacea; Plexauridae
Source: the annotation of a GenBank genome assembly